AUGCAGCGCAGCAGCAAGAACGAGGCGGACGAGUACGACCUGGAGGGAGUCACGGCGAGGCUGGCGUCGAUGGAGGCCAGGCGACGACGGCGCAAGGACCAAAAGAACGCAGACGCGGCGCAGCAACAGCAGGAGCUCGAUAGGAAGAUCUCUUGCGGGUUUGACUUGGCGCCAGCUGAGCUAUCGAGUGGCUCAGACAGUGACGAUGACUAUUGCUCUAGCAGUACGAAUUCGCUACCAAGUGACAGUGAGCGCGGGAGUCGGACUAGAGCACCGAAGCUUCGGGUGGUAGAUAGCCUGGAUCUAUCCAUGUCCGUUGUUGCGUUUGGUGAAGAACUAAGUUCCCCGCAUCAAACUGGCCCAGAAUGUAUCAAAAGUAGCAGUACGAAUGUGCGGCCGAGUCUGUUGAAGCUGCCGGGCAGGAAACUUGACAAGACAAUCUACGGCGAGCAGAUAGGGGGCAACACUGUCUGUGGAACCUCUCGAAUACCGAAGCUUGUAGAACGGCGUCGGCAGAUGCAGGCGGUGGGGAAACCUGCUAAUGAGGCGAUGAAUGCCCGAGAAACCUCUUCAGUGGCCGCAAAGAACGGGGUAGAUAAACAUCCAUCGGUGUCUUCAGGUGACCGAGCAAAACUGCGCCAUUCGACUCAGGUUCCCACAAGAAAGCCAAACCAGACCACUGUUGAGGUGAGACCGAAGGACAAUGAGAAUGCUUCCGUGAAUGCGCAAAGCAUUCUCGAUGACAUCGACUCUAGCACAGCGGAAGAGCGGCAGCUGCUGCAAUCUCUGGAGAAGCUCAACCAACGCCUAUCACACGUCAGCACUCCUGCUGUAGUUGUACUCGAGAGUGGUCAUCAAGUGAAUCAAAGCGAGUUGCACGUAAGUGCCUUUCAGAACUCCAGCUCAAUUGACACCAACAAAAAUGAAGUCGACGAAAACCAUCUACGAGCUGCAGCGUAUGGGGGAGGUACGCACUGCAAACCCCGUCAGCCUUCAUCUGCAUCGCUGCGCUCAUCUUCUGUAAAACGCGCGGAGCUGUCGGAAGGAAUUCACAAAGCUCGAGUUCGCGUAGGAGGCGCAACAGUCCACGAUGGGGGCCGCAACAGCUCCGCAGGUGGAGCCGGCAAACACAAAAUCGUAGUGAAAAAAGAUCUUGCACAUUUACUUUUCUAA
This is a messenger RNA of Phytophthora sojae, 1173 nucleotides long. RefSeq lists its product as hypothetical. Bases 1 to 1173 code for a protein of 390 amino acids. Lineage: Eukaryota; Oomycota; Peronosporomycetes; Peronosporales; Peronosporaceae. The record is from RefSeq and is a predicted model, not a curated record. The transcript has a single exon.